Molecule: messenger RNA, 2868 nt
Organism: Syngnathoides biaculeatus (alligator pipefish)
Lineage: Eukaryota; Metazoa; Chordata; Actinopteri; Syngnathiformes; Syngnathidae
Gene: plppr3b
Product: phospholipid phosphatase related 3b
Exons: 8
Coding region: 2-2377 (791 amino acids)
Biological process (GO): signal transduction; phospholipid metabolic process; phospholipid dephosphorylation
Molecular function (GO): phosphatidate phosphatase activity
Source: RefSeq, a predicted model, not a curated record
AAUGUCCUCCGGAGGUGAUCGUUGCCAAGUCACGCGUUUCGCAGAGCAGAUUAGUCUCCAACGGAUCAAUGUGGAUGUUGCCGUCAGCGGCGUCACGAUUUGGAGCUUACCUGGAGAUCAACCGCGGAUGUCUAACACGCACGCGCGCGCAGAAUUCGCACUGGCAUUUCGCGCACGCGCACAUUUGACGCUGCGGCAUCUUCGUUUUCGCGAGCAGCGGACAAGACUGAAGGCAGGUCGGGACUCAUUUCUCGUCUUGUUUUUGUGUGCGCGCGUGUUCAGGGUGACAGUCCAACAUCUGAUCAGGAUGAUGCCGAUGACGAGCUCGCCGUCAGACAAGAUGAAAAAGAAAUGGUCCAAAGACAGCCUCACUCUGUUGCCGUGUUUCUACUUUGUGGAGCUCCCCAUCGUGGCGUCGUCCAUGGUGUCGCUGUACUUCCUGGAGUUGACGGACGUGGUGCGGCCUCCGCAAGUGGCCUUUCGCUGCCACGACCGCGAUCUCAGCAAACCCUACGUGGACGGAGGGGACGAAAUGAUUCCGCUGCUCAUGCUGCUCAGCCUCGCCUUCGCCGGGCCGGCCGCUUCGAUCAUGUCGGUGGAGGCGUUCCUUUACUUUCUGCAGUCCCGAAGCAAAGGACGGCAAACGGAAGGCAGCAUCAACGCGGGAGGCUGCAACUUCAACUCCUUCUUACGGAGGACCGUCCGCUUUGUGGGCGUGCACGUCUUCGGUCUGUGUGCGACGGCGCUGGUCACUGACGUCAUCCAGCUGGCGACGGGCUACCACGCGCCCUUCUUCCUCACCGUGUGUAAACCCGACUACAGUCACGUCUCCUGCGACGCCGACGCCUAUGUGACCCAAGAUGUCUGCUCCGGACACGACCGGCACGCCAUCGCGGCCGCCAGGAAAACUUUCCCAUCGCAGCACGCAACUCUGUCUGCCUUUGCCGCAGUCUACGUUUCCAUGUAUUUCAACUCCAGCAUCCCAGACAGCACCAGACUGCUGAAGCCCGUCUUGGUGUUCUUGUUCGCCAUGGCCGCCGCACUGACGGGCCUGACUCAGAUCACGCAGCACCGCAGCCACCCCGUCGACAUCUACGUGGGCUUCCUGAUCGGAGCCUUCAUCGCCGCCUACUUGGCUUUUCACGCCGUGGGCAACUUCAAGUCUUCUGACAUCACUCCGGAGCCGCCUCUUCCGCCCACCCUGGACGACCCUUUGCGAGCGCUGACCGAGCGCGGGCACGAGUCGGUCUAUAACAAGGGCCCUGCCUCGGCCUCUGAGAGCAAUGACGAGAUCGCGGCGACCCCGGGACCCCUGGAGCGCUUGGAUGGCGUGGGGCCGCUCCAGAGGGAGGUUGCGUCCACGGGGAGCCUGAAGAGGGCCAGUGUAGACGUCGAGCUGAUGGCGCCGCGGAGUCCCAUGGCCAAGGAAACCAUGCUGACCUUCAGCAACACUUUGCCGCGGACCAACAUCGACGUCGGCGACGCGAUGCCGGCGACGGUCCGGCCUGUCCGGCCCGUCCAGCGACGUCUGAAGACGGUCCCCGUCCCGACGGACCCGGUCUCGUCGCGUUGUCUGUCGUCGGAAUGGAAGCAGAAGUCCGCGGAAGGACGGGACGAGAGCAGCGAUGACGGCUCAGAGGCGCCGAGGGACGACCGAAGCUCUCCUGUUCACGUCUGUCAGCCCGCGUCGUCAUCUCGCAAGACCGCUCCCAAUCGGAACCAGACUCCUCCUCCGGGAGGCGCCAAAGCCGUGGUGUCGCCUAGACCGCCUCAGAUCCCUGAAGCCGGGCCGCCUCCCGUCUCGCCGAAGAGCACCUUAGCCCGUGCCAAGUGGUUGGCAAUUCGAGAGAAGACCGGCGGGGAAGUGUCAGGUCGCGUCGCGGCCAAUCAGCCGCGACUGGUUCAGGUGAUCGCCAUGUCCAAGCAGCAAGGCCUCCUGUCUUCACGUGAAAAAUCCUCAGAAAGCACCGGAAGCUCCUCCGCCCUGCCCUCUCUGCGCCCCCGACCGGCCAGUGAGAAGCAACGCGAUGCCAUCCUCACCGUGGACGCCCACGCUUCGCAUCACCCCCUGGCCCGAGCGCCCCUGAGUCCCUGGGAGUUGGCCGGGGCCAACCCACCGGACGCGUACGACUUGAACAGCCUCCAGCGGGGAGAUUCCGCCGCCUGCGGCAGCAGUUUCCGGCCGUGCCGGUCCACCGGCGGAGCCUCUGAAGCGGUGCAUCUGAUGCCGACGCAAUUUGAGGUGCUGACGGACACGCAGCGCAAGGAAAUGGCAACCAGACGCAAGACGGCCCUGGUUCUUCUGGAGCGAGAUGCUCAACUGACUAACGAGGAGAUUCACUUCAACAGUUUCCGAGGUCGCAGAGGGAAGGAUUAGUCCGGUGAAAAAGACGAGGGCACCUGUAAUUGUCAUGCAGCCGCAUCACUUCAUGGAAUGAUUUUGAUUCGUCACUGUGUUGAGCAGCGGGCGGGGCUGCUGAACGCCUGACGCCGACCGCAGACAUCCAUGCGUAGACGCAAUAUUGAGUGCUGAAUCGCGGCCGCGUCACCACCGUAUUGGAUGCGGAAAAGCUGAACGGCUGACGUUCAGGUCGCCACCGUUUUACGCGCAAAGCCAGACCUCGUGCCACCGAGACUGGACCAUGACAUUUAACGCCAGCGCUUUUCUCAACGCUCAAAUCUGCUUGACAUAUAAACUAGAUGGCGGGAACAGGAAGAUUGCGGCUGACCGUUCAUUUUCACAACACAAUCUACUGAUAAUUGCGUCUCGUUCGCUGGAUGGAUAAUGAAGACAGUCUUUCUUUGGUUGUUGUCAAUAUUGCUGGAUCAAUUAUCUAUCACUGAAAAUAAAAAUCCAAAUUUGGUAAA